GGAAAUAAGCUCUUUGUAAURCCAUUAAGCUUCGCCUUGCUUCCAACCACGAAUAAGAAGGCAAUCGAUAUGAACGACACUUUCAGACCUUGGUUUGCGCCGUUGGAGUAGCAGUAAUGGACUUCUAAGUGCUAAGCUCGCGUGAUAGUGUCCGUCUGAUCAUGCAUACUUCAAGUUUUGACAUUGAAAGUAUUUUACGCAAAGACAGUGGUACGAAAGUGGACGGAAGGGGCAACAAAGUAGAGUCUGAAGCCGAUAGCAUGCACCGCAGUAGUGUUAUAAGCAGAAGACCAUUGUUGCUACCGCGAGUCGAGCCGAUACAAUGGAAUGCCUUUGUGUAUAACAUGCCGUACGGCUGUGGUCACUGCGAUGAAAGCCAUGUUUGCUCCUCGACGUGGUAUGGUCAACAUGGCUUGAUUCCCCCAGGUUGUUCACAGCAUUACUACAAUGUCACAGGUCGCCAUCGAAGACCACGUACUGCCUUUUCCAGCCACCARCUGCUGGCSCUAGAGAGACAGUUCCAAUCACACAAGUACCUAACAAGACCACAGAGAUACGAACUAGCUACGACGCUGAUGCUAACAGAGACUCAAGUGAAAAUUUGGUUUCAAAAUCGCAGGAUGAAGUGGAAACGCUGYCACAAGAAYACAAAUUUGAAAAAAGAUCAAAAUACUUACAGACAACAGAAUGAAAAAAGUGAUGAUGAAUCAAACGAUGCUUAGAGGAGAUAAUGAAUUGAAUUUAUAUAAAAACUUAAUAUAUGACAUCACUAGCUCUUACAAAAUGAAGGUAUAAAGAGAUUUAUAUCAAAAUCUUACAGUAAAGCACAGCCUGCACACGAAUAUUGCACCUUAAAAAAGAUUCGGUAGAAAUAGCGAGUUUUCAGUCUUUAAAUUCGGCAGAAAGAUUACCGCAAAACUAUAUCAGUAACGCUCUGUACAGUUAUUAAGUUUAUUAUUAUCAAUACAUSAUAACGAAAAAGAAAAAAAUUAAAAAGAACGCUCUGAGAUGUGCAGUCUUCAUUURAAAAAACGACGUCCUUCGUGUCGUCAUUGACAUCCAGAAUCAUAGAAAAACAAACAAAGAAACAAAAAAGAACUCCCAGCAGAUCAUGAUACUUCCAUCGAAUAACCGAAUCUAAGUGCGACAAGGCACGGCUGYGACUGAAUAUCAAGUAGACAGAUAAGGUUUUAAAAAAAUUAAAAAGUUUAAUAAAGGCACGU
This is a messenger RNA of Exaiptasia diaphana, 1223 nucleotides long. Its product is annotated as homeobox protein Hox-B4a. NCBI's taxonomy places the organism in Eukaryota, Metazoa, Cnidaria, Anthozoa, Actiniaria, Aiptasiidae. Gene Ontology annotation, cellular component: nucleus. Gene Ontology annotation, biological process: neuron projection morphogenesis; spinal cord motor neuron cell fate specification; regulation of DNA-templated transcription. Gene Ontology annotation, molecular function: DNA-binding transcription factor activity, RNA polymerase II-specific; sequence-specific double-stranded DNA binding. The record is from RefSeq and is a predicted model, not a curated record. Bases 162 to 722 code for a protein of 186 amino acids. The transcript has 3 exons.